UCAGAAAAAAAGGUACUGUGGAGGUACAAUUUUGUUCCUAGGGGAACAAAAAAUAUAAUGGUACCUUUAAAGGUACACAGUAGGUCCUUAUGGGUACAAUUAUGGUCCCAAAAUGAGUUAUAAAGGUACAACUUUUGAGAUACAGAUGUGAAAGGUACAUUUUUGUACCUUGGAAUUACUUUAUUUGGAAUUAUUUUAAGUUUAGCCCCAAUUAGAGUAGGCCUAUGUGUUUUUCUUUCUUUUCUUUUUUUAUUACUUUAAUGUGCCUCAACUCAUGAUAACAUCAAUACAUAUUACAUUUCUUUAAAUGUAAAAAAUACAUUUUCAAACAGUGUACUUGUCCCCUACCUGUAAAAUGAGACAGAUAUAAUAAAACAACAUAAAGCUAAUGAAAUUAUUAAAUUAAAUCUUUUGAAUAACUGUUAAGGUUUUUUGUUGUUAUUGUUGUAAUAUUAUAGUUGUCAGAAAAGCUUUUUUUUAUUAAAUGUAUUUUUAUUAAUUUAAAACUUUUAAAUUUUGACCUUUGAAUUAUUACAUUUUUAAGACGCUGAAUGACAUUUGGAAUAAGGACAAUGCGGAAUGUCAAGAUUUAAUUAUACUCAAGUAAUUAUAUUCAAAACGUGCUUAUGCAGACGUUACCGUUGAUGUCGCUUUAAGAAAAUUUCCCUUGCUUGGCUUGAGUCGUUCAGUUUAGGCGAUUGAUGCGGACGUGCUCUGACGGAACCUCGCACGGUUUUCAACGCGGAGUCUGUUUUGGAGUUAAUAUUACUCAGGUAAAUGCGGAAUAAUGUUAUAUAAUCUUAUUUAUACACGUGGGACGCCAUGUUCGGUUAAUUUUGUUGAACUUGAUGUUCCCCUGCUCUAGCCUGCUAAAAAUGCUUGCGUCAGACUGGCUGGUGUAAGUUAACAUUCGUUGGCCUGCAGGAUGGAGCUGACUAGAAUGUCUACAGCUAACUUAAUAAAGGAGUUAAUACAAUUUGGUAUCGAAGUCACUGAAGAGGAGAGGAAAAAGUUUGAAGACAAUGAUGUGGAUGGAGGGACUGUUGACAUCGGACUGACUGAGUCAAUGAUUUCAUUCCUUUUUGAGGGAUCAUUUAAAAAACAAGCAAAAUUUCAUCGAUUUGUUCAGCAGAUGAAGGAGACAGUGACAUUAACUCUUGAACCUGUGCCUGUAGAAAGCCAGUCAAGAGCUGGAGCAAGUAAUAUCAGCCCAUCAACAGCUUUCCCUGCAUUUUUUGAAGUUCCGAAAUUUCCAUUUGAUGUUCAGGCCAAGUUGGACCGAAAAAAAUGCAGACUAACGUCAUCAGACCGAAACAAAAUUAUUAGAACGUUGUAUGAAAUCAUGGCUCAGUACAAAAUGAAUCCAACUACAGAAGAGUAUGUUCAAGUGGCUAAGGCCCUGACUCUGAGGUAUCCCUUUUUAAAAGACAAAGAGGGCAAUGGAUAUCACACUUGGCACAUGUCUCUGAAACGCAAGUUUAAAUUUGAGCGGACACCUUUGGCUGCAGUUGAAGAAGUGAAAAGACUUAAACAGAAGUUUGGUCAUUCAAAAAAGUCUCUGCAACCUGAAGAAAGCAGUUGCAAAGAAAUUACAAGGCCUUUGGAGAUUAAUGCUGUUGGAGAGGAUGCUACAUCAAUAGAGGGACAUGUGAAAGUCCUGCAGGACCAAUAUAGAAGGACACAGCCAGAGACUCACAUUGUUGAAGAUCGAAUGAGGAGGACCUUUGCCUGGAGGCGGCAGGAGAUUACUAGUGGUAUGACUGUUGAAGAUGUCGUCAACAAAUAUCCAUUCUUGAAGAGUCCAUCAGGGCUUUAUCAAGAAAUUGGUUUCCUGUAUAAAUGUGUUCAACUGAGCCGACAUUUUCGAGAACAUUUUGGACACAUUACAUCAAGCGUGCUACGGCUCGCUCAAGGGAAAUCCCCUCUAUCAAAGCUGCACAAAGAAGCUAGAGAAGAAUCUCUCUGUGAAGAUCAUCUUGGAAUUGAUUUUAAAGCAGCACUUCUCAUGUUGCCAGCCUUGUUCAGAGAGAAACUUGAACAUUUCAUUGUGCUUGGAGAGAGUGAACCAUCCUCACCAUAUCCUACUGUUCAAGUACAGGAGACCACUGACUGGAAAACUGUGUUUACAAGAAGAGUCACUGCAGUCAUCAAAGUUGAUGGGAUCGAAAUCUGCCAGGCAAACCUAUGCGUUCUUUAUGGUGUUUAAGAUUUGAAGGAAAACAUCAAUAUUUUAAACAGGUUGCCAGCACGUGUAGAAAUUUUGUUAACAUUUCAUCCACUUUAAGUAAUCGAAAUCAACACAGACAAUGUUGGGAAUUGUCUUCUGUUAAUAUGUUGGGCGAAUAUGAGAGAGUUGCUGGAUGUUGUGUGAGCACACCAUUUCGAUCUUUCCCUGUGGCUCUACAGCAUUCAGUGAAGGCAAUUAAGAAGUACAGCCAUGUCAAUUUUGAAGGCAAACAACUUCAACGAGUAACAGAAGUAGUGCUUAAUGAUGUCAAAUACUGUGUUAAAGAUGUGUUUACUGUGGGUCAUCUGCAUGCAGAAGCUGUUCCAUUGUUUUUUCAGAUUAAGUACAUUCUUAACAUAGACACAGACUGGUUAUUGUGUGGCAAGCUUUUAAUUCCGGUUUCUUUUUGUCGUCAUUUUUAUUCAUACUGUGUGAAAUGUGAGAAUGAAUGGACUGUCCUCUUGCCAGGUGAAGAGGUUGAUUACCAGGCAUUAGACACGUACCACGUUGAUGACAAGUUAUUUAUUAGCACUAGAUACACUUGCUGAAGACAAACUGCUGCAAACGUCAAAAUGUGCAGUACUUGAUGUAGCCUGUGUAAUAAGGCUGUUUUACUUGUUUGAUGAGUUUUUCUGAGUUUUUUAUUGAAUAGCUAGUUUUUUCUUGACAUGCUUGCUGUUGUGAGAUGUAAUGAAAUCUUUUUAAAAGAAAAUUUCUAAAUAAAAUUGUCUAUUUGUUA
Molecule: messenger RNA, 2966 nt
Organism: Carassius auratus (goldfish)
Lineage: Eukaryota; Metazoa; Chordata; Actinopteri; Cypriniformes; Cyprinidae
Product: sterile alpha motif domain-containing protein 3-like
Exons: 9
Coding region: 926-2206 (426 amino acids)
Source: RefSeq, a predicted model, not a curated record